AUGUAUUGCAUAUUACAAAAAAUAAUGCCUAAUGCCACAUGGAGCCAUUGUUUUUUAGAUCGAGAAGCUCUUGAGUCAAAAGAUUUACCUCCUGUUAUCAAAACCAGCAUUAAAGUUGUAAAUUCCAUUAAAGGAAGAGCCUUGCAGACCCGCAUUUUUCGAAAAAUCUGCGAAGGCAUGGGUGCUUUAUUUGAAAAUCUUUAUACCCAAGUAAGUAAUUUGCAAGGUCGUGACAUUAAUAUAAUUACAGCCACAGAUAAAAUUAAGGAGUUUCUAAAAAAAUCGAUUUAUGGUCGACUUGGCAAAAAGCAGCUCAACCCAUUCCAGUGCUUUCAGGAAAUUAUGGAAGAUGUAUUCAGUUACAAUGCUACAAAUUUUGAACAAGUUUUUGCAGGCACGCAAGUUACUUUGCUCAAUUUAAAACAACAGCUCUGUGAUUAUUUCCGUGAAGAAAUUCAAAACAGUUUCGACAGUUGCAGAUGGGUACUGAAUACGUUUUUAUCCGAUUCCUUUCAACAUGUUGAAAUACCAAUAAACAGGAUAGAAAAACUUAUUGAAAUAUCUAGUGAUGGAAUGUUGAAACUCCAAUUUUUUUCCCAGAACCCGGACGAAUUUUGGUCCAAAAGGAUUCAGGAAUACCCUCAGGUGGCGAAUCAUAUUUAUGCAAGUUAA
Molecule: messenger RNA, 672 nt
Organism: Psylliodes chrysocephalus
Lineage: Eukaryota; Metazoa; Arthropoda; Insecta; Coleoptera; Chrysomelidae
Source: the annotation of a GenBank genome assembly